Messenger RNA from Malus domestica (apple), 1552 nucleotides. Its product is annotated as very-long-chain aldehyde decarbonylase GL1-9-like. The record is from RefSeq and is a predicted model, not a curated record. Gene Ontology annotation, molecular function: oxidoreductase activity; iron ion binding. NCBI's taxonomy places the organism in Eukaryota, Viridiplantae, Streptophyta, Magnoliopsida, Rosales, Rosaceae. Gene Ontology annotation, cellular component: endoplasmic reticulum membrane. Gene Ontology annotation, biological process: lipid biosynthetic process.
GUAGCCAUAAAAAGAGAAUGCAGCAGGGUAAGAGAGAGAAAAUUCAAACAACAUUAAUUUUCUCGUCUCCCAAACAAGAUCACAGAACCCUUUUUCCUACAUUUUAAAUCCGUUUGAAUCUCACAACUGCCACCGGCAAAAGAGAGUUCCUGCAUUGCUGUGCGCCAACAGGGCCUUAGAUCUGAAUGAGAACCCACAUUCUCUGUAAGUCGGUCCAAACCCCUUUUUCUUCUUCUGCUCUCAAUUUGAUUACAAUGUCUUUGUGGUUUUUUAUGUAUUUGGGGUUCAGAGAAUGCGCAUUCAUAUUCUAGAUCUUCAACUGUAAAUGUAGUGGAUUUUGUUUGGGGACUAAUAUAUGAUAUAAGCUUCAAUUGGAUUCAAAUUUCGAAAGAAGAACAAAAACAAUGGUGUUCUGGGAAGGUUAUGUGAGUGAUGAGGUAAUGGGGACUUUUGCCCCAAUUGUGGUUUACUGGUUGUAUGCGGGGGCUUACCAGUUGUUGCCGCCCUUGGACAAUUACCGAUUGCAUUCAAGAAGAGAGGAAGACGAGAAGAACUCAAUGCCUCUCCCCUCUGUUGUUAAGGGUGUUUUGCUUCAACAGCUCGUCCAGGCCACCGUUGCUCAGGGGCUCUUCUUGUUGACCUCGAAGGCAAAUAUCUCCGGGGUCACAAUUCAGCCCUCGAUACCUGUGCAGAUUGUCCAGAUUGUUAUCGCAAUGCUAGUAAUGGAUACAUGGCAGUACUUUGUGCACCGCUACAUGCAUCAGAACAAGUUUUUGUAUCGCCAUGUCCACUCUCAGCACCACAGACUCGUUGUUCCAUAUGCAAUUGGAGCCCUAUAUAAUCACCCACUUGAGGGUCUCUUGCUCGACACUUUUGGCGGGGCUCUCUCGUUUCUAGUCUCAGGGAUGACAGCACGAACGGCUGUUAUAUUCUUCUGCUUUGCCGUGAUUAAAACUGUCGAUGAUCACUGUGGGCUUUGGUUGCCUGGUAAUAUAUUCCAUCUUCUAUUCCAGAACAACACUGCUUAUCAUGACAUACACCAUCAACUUCAAGGCUUGAAGUACAACUAUUCCCAGCCAUUUUUCCCGAUAUGGGAUAAACUUUUUGGCACCUACAUGCCGUAUAAUCUUGUCAAGAGACCUGAAGGGGGGUUUGAAGCGAGGGCAAUGAAGGCAAUGAAAGACAGUUGAAUCACAGCAGUUUACUAAUUGAAGCUCACUUCACGCUGAGAAAUUAUUUUGCUGAGGCGUCGGUCGCUCAUGGAAAUCUGAAUUAGAAUCGUGAUAUCGAGGCUCUGUUCUAGUCUCUAGCAGGAGGGUUUGGUCGUUCGGGUUAGUCCUUUUCUGGUUGUGACAGUAAUUUUCUCUUGGUUUGGUUGUGUUAAUUCCACCAACCUGCCUUAUGCAUUGUAAUUGUGAGAUUCUGGCUUUCUAAUUUGUAGCAUAUUUUGUUCAUUGUUAUUAAACACUGGUUUUAAGGGGCAUAAGAGGCCUUUCCAGACCUCGUUGAUGUACUUGUUUGUAUGUGCCUUCAAAGAAUUCAAUUAAACGAA